Molecule: messenger RNA, 1511 nt
Organism: Ipomoea triloba (trilobed morning glory)
Lineage: Eukaryota; Viridiplantae; Streptophyta; Magnoliopsida; Solanales; Convolvulaceae
Exons: 2
Coding region: 173-1174 (333 amino acids)
Source: RefSeq, a predicted model, not a curated record
CUCUCUCUCUCUCUCUCUCUCUCAAUUUUACGCCAAUUUUUUGGAAAUGCCCGCGCUCUUUAUUUGCCGAUAUUUCCAAUUUCCAUUAUCAUUUCAAUCUACAAACUUCACCACAUUCUCUCUCUCUAAAUCCUUUCCUCAUCUUCAAGCAAUCCCCGAUCUCUUUUAGAAAAUGGCAAAAGGAACCAGAGGAAGAGGCAGGAUUGCAUCACGACAGUGUCAGGGAGAACCAUACCCCUCACCAUCUGGUAAUCAUUCAGUGGACAUGAAUGAAAAGAAAUGCUCCAAAAAAUCUGAAAAGAAAUGCUGGGAUGAUGCAAUAUGUUCAGUAUGUAUGGAAUAUCCUCACAAAGCUGUCCUUAUUCUGUGUUCCUCUCAUGACAAAGGCUGUCGUCCCUACAUGUGCGGGACUAGCUUCCGCUUCUCAAAUUGCCUUAAGCAGUACAAGAAAGCUUACACUAAAGUAACAUUUCCACGGCACAGUCAAUCUCCCCGUGGUUCAACUAGUAGCCUGACCACAGCCCCAUUUUCUGCCUGGCACGCUGGGACAUGUGAGACCAUUGAACUUGCAUGUCCUCUUUGUCGUGGACAGGUGAAGGGGUGGACAGUGGUUGAACCUGCACGAGAAUACCUAAAUGCUAAGAAACGAAGUUGCAUGCACGAUAGCUGCUCUUUUGCUGGAAACUAUAAGGAGAUGCGUAAACAUGUUAAGGCAGAGCACCCAUCUGCUAGGCCACAUGAAAUCAAUCCCCUGGUUGAACAGAAAUGGAUGCAGCUUGAACGGGAACUAGAGAGGAAUGAUGUCAUCAGUGCAGUAACAUCAGCAGUGCCCGGGGCUGUUGUUUUUGGUGAUUAUGUAAUUGGAGAGCACUCCGGUUCUGAAUCAGAGGAUGAGGAUGGAUUUGAUGCAGAAGUAGAGCAGAAUGAAGAUUUCAGAACGAGAGCCGAUGGCAGUUGGAUGAGCUUUCUACUUUUUCUGCAGGCCUUUGGUUCAGCACAUGGUAGUCGUUCAGAUAGAGAUAUGAGGCAUCAGGGUAUAGAUUCAAAUCAUGGACUGGGUGAAGGCACUGUUGGUAUUAACAACCCCCCUCAGAUUGGUACUUCUGGUUGCCCAGAUGAAGAUAGUGAUGGUAUUGCCGAAGAUGUUCAAGAUAAUCCAACCAUACAACAAUAAUUCUGCAUCUCACCAAGGUAGUGUUGUCAAUUGAAGUUUCAAAAUGGUAAGGAAAAUAUGAAAUUUUAGGCUCACUUUUAGUCUUAAAAUGUAAUAAUGUACUCCAUAACUUUUUAACUAUACUCUGACAUGGCCUUCUCACUGAUGCUCAAAAGUUGAUGUAUUGUAUGAUAGGAUGGUCUGGAUACAUUGCAGGGUCAGAAAGACACUGUUCAUUUGUAAUUUUUAGUCUGUAACUUUGGUGAUUCUGUGAACAUUUUACUUGUCAAUAACAGAAAUUGAUGUAGUUUUUCUUGUAAUUUCAUUAAUCUUUUUAAUCAAAACCCUUUCAAUACCA